This is a messenger RNA of Prunus armeniaca (apricot), 942 nucleotides long. The record is from the annotation of a GenBank genome assembly. Lineage: Eukaryota; Viridiplantae; Streptophyta; Magnoliopsida; Rosales; Rosaceae.
AUGCCUACUAAGCAAUAUCUAAUCGACAGUCAAACGACAAGCAAAAUCAAGUCCGAGCAUACUGUCGUGCUCAGGACAACAUGGGGGGAUGAUAUAUGGAUUGGCCAAAGUUUGGGGAAAUCUACGUCUUUAGAAAAAGCCGAGUUUUUUCUGGAUUCUAAUCGCCAUUGCUUUAAAAUAUUGUCUGAGGUUCUCAACAGAGAGACCACCAUGGCUGUCUUCUAUGGAGAUUUCGUACCACUGCUAUUAGAGAAUGUUUGUUAUUUGUCCAUUCAUGUUGGAAGCGUUCGUGAUAUGCUAUUAGAGAAUGCUCUGUUGAAGAAAGGUCCCAUGCCAACACCAUUCGAUAUCGAUGUCAUCAUUGAAAGCCCCUCUUUGAAAUCGUUUAGUUUUGUGCAUCACACUGAUUCCGAUCUGUUUCCCUACCUCCUCCUUAGCAUCUCAGAAAAAGCUCAGCUUUUUUUAAAGCCUCAAGCGGAUGACGUUAAAAUCUUGUCUGAGGUUCUGUGCAGUAUAACUAUAAACAGGGUUGAAGCUCUUGUUCUAAACAAAGAGACCACCAUGGCUCUGUUAAAUGGAGUUUUCGUACCAGGGCUACUGAAGAAUGUUUUUCAUUUGUCUAUUCAUAUUGGAAGCUUUCUUGAUAUCCUAGUCCCAGAAAUGGUCUCUAUGUUUGGAGGAACGUGUAAUUUGAGAACUUUGGAAAUAAAGUCUGACCCACAGUUCCUUGACCUUAAAACUGAUUGUUCUGGUUUUAAUAUGGGAUAUUGGAGAUUGCAAAACCUUGCGUUUAUUCCUCAUCUUAAGGAGGUAACCAUAGAGCUCUCGAAUGGGUCUAACGGAAUUGAGUUAGCAGCGUACAUGCUUGAGUAUGCCCAAAACUUGAAGAAAAUGUUGUCUUUCAGGAAGAUCAACAAAGAGGAAACAAAAAGCAAAGACUAA